GGCUAAGGUAAACGUCAAAUUGGCAAAAGCAUCAGCGAUGUUUAUCGUCACGAAAGAGAUUGACAGCGAGAAUAUUAGCAAAUUAUGUCGCACGUGCCUCAGAGAAGACGGGGAGAAAAUGGUCUGCCUAUUCGUCGGGCCGGCCGGCUCGUCCCUCGCUGCAAAACUGCGAUCACUGUCCUGCUUGGAGGUAUGGCAAGGUGAUGGUCUACCAGAGAAAAUGUGCGAUCGGUGCGUUACCAGGGCUGAAUCUGCGCUGCUCUAUAGGGAACAAUGUCGCGCUGCGGAUAUUGCGCUUAGACAAGCCGCCGAUAAGGUGUCAGGAUUAACAUCAUACUCGACAGUAGCUGGCUGCAAGUUGUAUCAACAGAACCAGGGUUACAUGCCAAAUGAAACUUAUCGCAAGAUAUUGAAAUGCCUCGAAUGCAGCGCAGUUUUUGUAAAUUACGAAGAGUUGUGCGCGCACAAUAGACUGCACGUCUCUUCAGUCCACAACACGACCCCAGUGCAGCACAUGCACAUAGUCGAGCCUCGGAAUACAUAUUUCAACAUGAAUAAUUUGAAUGGUAAUUUGGCUGCAGACGAUGAAAACGGUGUGUCAUCUAUACUGAGGUCCAACUUAAUGCAUGUGACACAAGUCAACGACGAGGAACCGAGUAGAGCAGCGUGCGCCUUGCAUUGUUCGCUUUGUAAUCACACAUUCACAAACAGGACCCAAUUAAUCAGUCACAACUUUACUCACAGCUCCGACAACAUCGAUAUGUCUUCUGGCGAUAAUACAAACAUAGAAGUUAGCGAAGAUUCGAACCAAAUAGCACAGAACUUGAGCUACGAUAGAACGGUGAAUCAAACGGCUGACAAUUCGAUACAGAAUUUAUCCUUCUCCAGGCAGGUUGUAGACAGUUCUAGGAAACUUGGGAAUGUCGAUUUUUCCAGCAGUGAACCUCUCGUCGAUGUACAGGAGAACACAGAGCAAGUGGGGAACUCAUCGAUGCGCGGAUCUUUUCAAUGUCUUGAUGCUGCAACGAUUCCACUUCCUGAAAAUCUUGUAUUUUCCGGUAAAGUAUCUGAAAACGAGACAGUGAACGCGAUGCCUAAGUAUAAAAAGCACAAAUGCCUUCUGUGCCCAAAGUCCUUUGCACAGAAGUCAAAAUUGUUGACUCAUCAGUUGUCUCACACCGGUGUGAGACCCUUCAAGUGCUCGAUAUGUGACAAAGCUUACACCUCCAAAAGCAAAUUGAACGCCCAUGUGAGAUUGCAUACAAAGACGAACGUGCAUGUGUGCACAAUAUGUAGCAAACCAUUUGCUUUUGCUUCUUAUCUGGAGGAUCAUUUGAGGAGUCACAAAUUUGGUACGGAAAAGGUGAACCCUGAAAAGGCAGGUCCGUUUGAGUGCAACGUCUGCAAGAAGAAGUUUCGUUUCCUCAAAAACUUCAAGGCUCACUUACGGCUGCAUACGGGUGAAAAUUUAGUCCAGUGCGAGUAUUGCGACAAGCGUUUCAGUCAGAAGUACAACUUGAAAGUACAUCUGGAAUCGCACAAAGAUCUGAAAGCACAUAAGUGCGAAUUUUGCGAAAAAAGCUUCAAUCAACACGGUAACUUGGUCGAGCAUUUGAGAAUCCACAAAAAACUUAAGCCUUACAAGUGCGAUUUAUGUAGCAAAUCCUUCUCGCAGUCGAGUCACCUGAAAAAUCAUAAAGCAUCCCACAACUCCGAAAGAGAUCAUUCUUGCAGAUUAUGCGGGAAGAAAUUUAAACUGUCUAGUCAUCUCAAGAGGCAUUUGGACCUGCACAGUGGUAGGAAAUCAUUCAAGUGUGGUGAGUGCAAUCAGAUGUUUUCCCAAGCGUUCAGUCUAAAGAGACACUUGAAGAGACACGCCGAGACCCAUAGCUGAACUCCACGAAAAGACUAGUAAAUAUAACGCGACUGUUUUACCGAAUCAAUCGAAUACUGUGAUUAAUAUAUAUAUAUACAUACGCAAGCUGUGGCAAUAUA
Diprion similis is the source of this 1995-nucleotide messenger RNA. RefSeq names its product zinc finger protein 2 homolog. The record is from RefSeq and is a predicted model, not a curated record. Gene Ontology annotation, molecular function: zinc ion binding. Bases 38 to 1894 code for a protein of 618 amino acids. Gene Ontology annotation, cellular component: nucleus. The transcript is spliced from 3 exons. NCBI's taxonomy places the organism in Eukaryota, Metazoa, Arthropoda, Insecta, Hymenoptera, Diprionidae.